Messenger RNA from Mytilus trossulus (common blue mussel), 5472 nucleotides. Its product is annotated as ubiquitin carboxyl-terminal hydrolase 25-like. The transcript is spliced from 24 exons. The record is from RefSeq and is a predicted model, not a curated record. Gene Ontology annotation, biological process: proteasome-mediated ubiquitin-dependent protein catabolic process; protein deubiquitination; regulation of proteasomal protein catabolic process. Lineage: Eukaryota; Metazoa; Mollusca; Bivalvia; Mytilida; Mytilidae. The coding region runs from base 284 to 3562 and encodes 1092 amino acids. Gene Ontology annotation, molecular function: cysteine-type deubiquitinase activity; proteasome binding.
CAAAAGAAUCUAAGCAUCCAUUUGGGGAAGCCCCUACAGCAGCCAUGAUAAUCACGAUGGGAAACUUGCGACUGUCAACAUUGGACAUGAUUUAAUGCAUACAUGUUUUAUGAGCCAAAACUAUAUAUUUCAUUUGAAAGAGAUUUAUUCAAUAUUGUUGUCCUAUUGUACAAAAGAUAUUUCAGUAACAUUAAUGGGGAAUUAGCUGAAUGUUUUGCUGUGUCUGAAAACUUGAGACAAAUUCUUGUCUAUCAGAGGCAAACUUGAGACACACGUGUGAACUAUGACAGUGAAACAACCACCAUUGCCUCAACCAUGUCAUUCACAGGGUAGAAAGCAGGAUGAACUUUUGACAGUGUGUAACCAGAUUAAGGAAAUUACAGGAAUACAUGAUGAAAAAGUGAUAAAGAGAGCCAUUGAUGCUUGUCAAGAUGAAAAUGGACAAUUUAAUGUAGAAAAUGUGGUGGCAAUGUUAGUGGCUGAAGACAGCCACGUAACCAACAGUCCUCCUAAAAAAUCAACUGUGAAUCCGUUACCUCCUAGGACAACAGCUGCAGAUACACUAGAUGCUAAAGGGAAACCAGGCACUGAUACUACUGCUACACAGUCAACAGAAACACAGUCAACCAGUACAAAUAAAAGUCAAGGUGUAAUAGACUUGACAACAGAAACAAAUGAAAGUGACGAAUUACAGAAAGCUAUAGCUGCCAGUCUUCAAGAUACACAGGGAAUUCUGGGAGGUCAGGUGUCGAAGGAAGAACAAGAUAUUAGCAGAGUGUUAGAACAAAGUUUGAUAGAAAGUAAAGCUGGGACUAAAAGGAAGAGAGGUGAUAUAUGGUUUGUUGAUCCACUUAAUCCACAUGAAAGGAAGAGGCUAGAAGAAUGUCCUGUUGGUUUAAAGAAUGUCGGAAAUACGUGUUGGUUUAGUGCUGUAAUACAGUCUUUAUUUAAUCUUAGAAGAUUUCGACAUUUGGUGCUUAACUUCAAACUACCUAAAGAUCCUGCACAGCAGGAGACAAGAAAUGUGAGAUUUAUGUGUGAACUCCGACGUUUGUUUGCAUUAAUGGUUGGUUCUAAGAGAAAAUAUGUAGAUCCUUCUAAAGCUGUAGAUAUUCUUAAAGAAGCCUUUGCUGCUACAGCAGCUACUGGUGUGGGAGACAGUCAACAGGAUGUCAGUGAAUUCCAGCACAAGUUAUUAGAAUGGUUAGAAGAUGCAUUUAAAACAACAUUCAGACCUCCAUCCCCUGAAACAGGGGCUGGAGAAUCUGGAGAAACAAAAAAUCCAAUGGUAGAGUUAUUUUAUGGCCAAUAUAGAGCUGAGGGUGUCAAUGAAGGUAAAGGUUUUAGCAAUGAUGAGAAUUUUGGUCAGUUUCCAUUACAAGUAAAUGGUUUUCGUGACAUCCAUGAGAGUUUGGAGGCUGCCACAGCACAUGGAGCUAUAGAAACAGUCAGUAAUGAUACUACACAGCAAUCAGGUCAAGAGUUGUGGUUUACUAAACUUCCUCCAGUGUUGACCUAUGAACUUUCCAGGUUUCAGUUUAACCAACAACUUGGACGCCCUGAAAAAAUUCACAACAAAAUAGAAUUUCCUCAAGUGAUAUAUAUGGAUAGAUAUAUGAUUGGUAAUAAAUUAGAAACCAGGCAACGAAGAGAACAAGUGAAGAAAUUACGAGAGGAAUUAUCUGUGUUGUAUUCCAAGUUAGAUAAAUUUAACCAUUAUGGCAGUGGUAGUAAGAAAGUUCCUCUUCAAGAUGUUUUAUCCUAUGCUUUAGAGUUUGCCCAGAGUAAACCUGAAACCCAGUGUCUUUCAUUAGAUGUAGAAAUGGAAUCUCCUAAACCUCAUACUAGUAUGGUAACCGAUACACCGACAGAUGUUCCUAUGACAUCAACAUCACCCCUGUCAUCAUCACCAGCCAAAAAAAUAGCCACACCCAUCAAACCUCAUCGGACAAAUGUCUUAAUUAGUAACCCUUCACCUAAACAUGUAGAAGAUUCAGAAUUAAAAGUUUUACAAGAAUGUUUGCGGAGAUGGCGAACUGAAGUAGAACAGGAUGUAAGAGGAUUACAAGAAAACAUAAAUUCCUUAGAAGAAGCUAUAAAUAGACAGUAUGGUGAUGAGGCCAUGAGAAAGUGUCCUUAUCAUUUACAUGCUGUACUCGUCCAUGAAGGACAGGCUGCUUCAGGACAUUACUGGGCAUAUAUUUGGUCGUUAACAAAAUGGUUGAAAUUUAAUGACAUAUCAGUUACUGAUGCAUCUUGGGACGAUUUAGUGAAAGAAAGUGUGGGUGGAUUUCAUAACGCUAGUGCUUAUUGUUUAAUGUAUGUGGAUAAAUCAAAAUUAGAGGCAGAAGAAGAAAGCUGUGAUAAUGAUGUUCUACCUGAUGACUUAAAGGAACAGGUGUUAGAGGACAAUAAUAAGUUUGACCAGGAAAUAGACGACUGGGACAAGGAACAGGCCAGAAAAGCUCUAGGUGCUGGUGAUGGGGAUUGUACUAUAACUGGGGAGACAAAACCUGGUCCCAGUACCAGUUCAGUAGCGACACAGACUCAGGUUCCUAGCAAUAAAAAUUUUAACCAGGAAGUAACAUUAGCUGUGACUCAUGCUUUUUUAUCAGCGAAUGAAACAUACCAGGCUGCAAACACAGCCUUAGGUCAGGAACCCAUUCAGUUUGAUGGCCCAGCUGUUCUUACAAUUGUGAUAGAAAAUGAACUGCAAAGACUUGAUCAAAUAGUAAAACAGUUACCCAAGUUGUUACCUAAAGAUGAUCAACGAUUAUUGCAUCCUGUGAUUUACCUUAAAGCAUGCCAUGCCCCGAGGGACGUGGUACACAAAUUUAUGCUGGAACAGUUUUCCCUUUGUACACUUUUAACACAAAAUGAUAAAUGUAAAAGAUUAUUACUUUCAGCGACUGCAGAACUUAAACAAAGACAGAAAGGUUUAGAAAAAGAUGAAAUCAUGAUUUUGUGGCAUGACAGAUUUCACCAGUUUAGGAAAAUAGUUUAUUUCUUUGUAAAAGGAUUAUUAUUAUAUAAUGACGAAAAAUAUGAUAAAGCUCUCCCUUAUUUGGUUCAUACAUAUACUCUUAAUACAGCUCUUAAAAAUCAAGUGACAGUCGAUAUGGGAUGUUUAUCUGUUAGUUUAUUAGGAUUUUAUAGAAGACAGUGUUUAUUGCAUAUGAACGACAUGCUAACUCACCAGUUUGAGAAUCUUGAGGACAUCACAGAGACGAUGGGUAUUAUGAAUAACUACAUUGUGCCAUGUCUGCCAUGUUUACUCCAGUCUGGCUACACUGAUGACCAAAGUGCUGCAGAGGAAAUCAGAGAAAAAUGGUGCUCAUUUCUAGGACAAGAAAUUGGUGGUAUGUCUCCUUCAAAAGCCAAGAAAGUUGAAAUGUUACAAGACUUAUUAUCCAAGUUAUUUGAGCCACCAGGUGAUACAAGUGUCACAAGAAUUCCAGCUGUGAUGCAUGCAGAACUUAAAACAUUAUAUAAUGAAUUCCAGAGGUUAAUGGACAUAGCUGAUGAGGGAGGCUACUUAGAAAAAGCAUUUCAGAGUAAAUGAGGAUAUUAUAUCAUCUCACAUAUUAAAGUCCUACUUCAUUAACAUACUAGGUUACCAUGCUUUCUGGUUUGAGGUCUGUAAUAGUUUAGAAAGACAAACAGGAAACCAGUUUAAAGAAUAGAUAUCAAAAAGCAAGAGUUAAAUGUUAUACUUGAUGUCACAUAUUAAAGUCCUAUUUCAUAAAGAAACCAGGUUGCCAUCCUCUCUGUUAAUAUUGUAUUAUCUAAAAUAGUUAUGAUAUACAAACAGGAAACCAGUACAAAGAAUAGAUAUCAAUGAUGAGAAUUAAAUGUUAUAUUUGAUAGUUAGAUAAUACACAAUUUGACAUGUUUUCAUUUUAAACACUGCAAGAAUUCAAAAUAAAAGCAUAAUGUUUGAAUCUUAAAAAAGAUAUUCAUGAAUUUUUUUUUAAUUUGUACUAAAUUUCAUCAAAAUUACUGGCAAAGUAAAAAUAUUGAAUGAAUGCAAAAUGAUGGUAAAUCAUAAUGAUUGCUGCUGAUGAAAACCAACCCAUAUUGGGCAUAUUCACAUUAAGUUCAAAGGUUGUACUUGUAAUGUACUGUAAAAAAGACUUAGCUACUAUGAAAGAUAGUUACUCACAUAGGAUUUUGAUUUACUCAUACAUUAUAAAAAGCUUUUAUUUUUAGACCAUAAUUUUACAUAUCGCAACAUUUAUAAAUAUAAAACUAUUUUAGUUAAAAAAAUAAAUAAAUAAAUUGUAAAGCAGCUUCUUAAUUGUUUAUACCAUUUCUCAGUAAUUCAUCAUAUUUUUUAAAGAUUUAAGUAUAUAUAUAAUAAGAUAUUGAAUUGACAUUUGAAAUUGAGAAAAAAGUGUGGCAUUUUAAAAAGUCAACACUUCUGAUCUAAACUACUUUACACGGAUAUUGGUGCAGUGUUUAUGAAUUCCAAAUGUAGCUAUUAUGUGUAUCAAAUGGCUUUUAAUUCGAUUUCUGGCAAGUUUUUAUUGUUCAUGUUUUCUGCACAGGUUAAGUGAUGGACAAGUAUUUUUGUCCUAUCAGUUGCCCCUUUUAAAUGCAGGCAGUAAAUAUUGAUGUUCAAGCCCUAAUUAAUAAAAUUUUAGGAUUAUUGUAAUAUAAAAUUUUCUCCAAGCCAUUAUGUUUUCCCUUUUUCCUCUUGAUUUUCUCUUCAUUAUAAGUUAUCAAUAUCAUUUUGUUAUCUGACACUGUAAAUUAAGAAAUUAUUGUGUGCAUUUAUUAUUGGGAUUUUUGUUGAAUUAACAAAAAUACAAGUUUAAUAAUUGUUGUUUAAGGAAAAGCUUUAUACAUAUAUAUGUACCAUGUAUCAGAAUGUGAGUUCUUGUUAUUGGGAUACUCAAGGAGUCACAUUAUUCUCAUUUAUAAAAACCUUCCAUUAAUUUCUGAAUUUACAGUAGUCACUGAAUAAAGUCUUGUUAGUGGUGCAUUUCUGAUACAUUUUGCUCAAACUCUGUCCUUAUACUACUCUCACCUUAUACUACUACAAUGCUCUUCCUUUAUACCACCCCUGGUCUAAUAUUGUAAAUAAAUCAACUGAGUUGAUACUUUUUAUGAAAUUUACUGACCAGAAUGUAUUAAAGGUUACUUGAAUUGUAUUCGUUAAAAUUUCUGUAUUUCUCAUCAUAUCAUGAAAUUCACAUUAAUAAUGCAUAGAUAGAGUUGCUUGCAUGAUUUUACAUGAUUUUAAUUUAUUUCACUUUCAAUGCAUAACCCUUCAGAUGGAAGGAUUUUAAUAAUUUAUUUUUAAGAAGUACAAUGUCAGCUUUCUAUAGUGUGUACAUAGCUUGUAAUAUAUGUAAUAUAUAUUGUAUAUACUGUAAAAAUAAAUAUUGAAUUGUUAUGGUGGUUUGCAGAAAAAGAUUUUUGCAACUGGUUUUUUUUUCAAAGGAAAAGAAAUAAAUAAAUUGAGACACA